Oryzias melastigma (Indian medaka) is the source of this 3167-nucleotide messenger RNA. RefSeq names its product bestrophin 4 (gene best4). NCBI's taxonomy places the organism in Eukaryota, Metazoa, Chordata, Actinopteri, Beloniformes, Adrianichthyidae. Bases 428 to 1882 code for a protein of 484 amino acids. The transcript is spliced from 8 exons. Gene Ontology annotation, molecular function: chloride channel activity. The record is from RefSeq and is a predicted model, not a curated record.
UACAAGAACUGUGUUUUAAUUGAUUUAUUCAUGAAUUAGAUCCAUCUAAAAUACUUAAUUAUGGUGUUUUUCUGCUUUUUUUUUAAGAAACAUGUCUUUUUCUUCAAAUGUUCAGACAUAAAUGUUUUUAUUGUCAGUGAAAUGAAAGUAGAUGGAUUAGCCAGAAUGUACAAUUGUUUUUUUUUCCCUGGGAAGCAGAUAAUGCCGCUCCUUUUGUCAAAUCAGUGCUGAUGAAAUAGUACCUGUGUACUGCGGUUCCCAUGUAAUAAAUUCUGGAUGUUUUUUAUGACAUCCCAGCAGAGAGGUUUAAAUUGAGCUCAAGAGGAAGACUCGUUCUUCCAUGGGGAUCAGAUAAACCACCACUGUGUGUUUGAACAUCUUCACUAAAUCUUAACAUUUUAAAGAGUUUUUAAAAAUUAAAAAAAAAAUGACAGUUUCCUAUUCUCUGGAAGUGGCCAAUGUGAGGUUUUAUGGAUUCUCCAGGCUCCUCUUCAGGUGGAAAGGAAGCAUUUACCGGCUGCUAUAUAAGGAGUUCCUGGUGUUUUGUGGAGUUUAUGUCUUUUUCAGUAUCUUUUACAGGUUCCUCCUCACACCAAAGCAGCAGGAUCUGUUUGAGCGUGUCGCCCUUUACUGUGAUCAGUUCACAAACUCCAACUUCAUCCCUGUUCUGUUUGUUCUCGGUUUCUAUGUGACCCAAGCCUUCACCCGCUGGUGGGGUCAGUAUACAAGCUUCCCGCUGCCUGACAACCUGAUGAUGGUGGUGUCAGGGAACGUCCACGGUGCCGACGAGAAGGGUCGUCUCCUGCGACGAACCCUCAUGAGAUACGCCAACCUGUCAUCUGUGCUAAUCCUGCGCUCCAUCAGCACAAGAGUCUGCAAACGGUUCCCUACUCUGGAGCAUGUUGUUGAGGCGGGAUUCAUGACGACACACGAGCUGAAAAACUUUGAGUCGCUGCACUCCGAUUUCAACAAGUACUGGAUGCCUCUGACGUGGUUCUCCAACCUGGCGUCCAGAGCCAGAGAGGAAGGGCGAGUGCGGGAUGACAUAGCUCUGAGGCUGCUGAUGGAUGAGCUCAACAAAUACAGAACCAAGUGCAGCCUGUUGUUCCACUAUGACUGGAUAAGCAUCCCCCUGGUCUACACACAGGUGGUAACUAUUGCAGUUUACUCAUAUUUUGCUUUCUGCGUGAUUGGCCGACAAUUCCUCAACCCUGAGAAGGGUUACAGCGGUCACAAGCUGGACAUGUAUGUUCCUGUCUUCACCCUCCUGCAGUUCUUCUUUUACACUGGUUGGCUCAAGGUGGGUGAGCUGAUUAUCAACCCAUUCGGAGAAGAUGAUGAUGACUUUGAAACAAACCAGCUCAUUGACAGAAACAUCCAGGUUGUCCUCUCAAUAUCACUACCUCUGUUAGGAUUUGCACAAGUACCUAAAGUGAAGUUCUGCUGUUCUGGGCUCUCCCAGGUGUCCAUGUUAGCUGUGGAUGACAUGUACCAGAAUCUAGCCCCGAUUGUGAAGGAUAAACACUGGAACCAGAGACACUUCUCCAUCCCUUACACUCUCUCCACAGCAGCUGAGUCUCACAGACCAGCUUUCAAGGGCUCCACAUUUGACAUGAGAAUGAGUGUUGAAGAUCUUGAGAUCCACCAGCCAAAAGAAGCUCCAGCAAACGGACAGUUUCUGCAGCCUCGGACCUCUGUGGUUGAUGGAUUUGAUGACUUUCUGCAGAAGACUAACGGCAGUGUAAACAGCGAGACCCGUGUUUAUCUCACCGACGUCUUAUUUCACCCAAAUGAGAGAGACGAGACUGAUGAGCACGACACCGAUGCUGUCAGUGACCGAGAGCAGCAGAACGCUCUGCUUCCUCCUGAACAAAAGUACUGAGAAAUACGGAGUCUGGCCAGAAUGCUCUCAUGAUCAAAAACAGCACAUCAAUAAAUUCAGGGGGUUGAUAGAUUCUGCUUGAUGUUCAUGGUAUUAAAUAUGUUCUCAGUUUAAUAAUCGGCAGAAAAAAAUAAACAAAACUUUUAAACAAAAAGCCCAAAGUGUGGUUAUCAUCAUCAAAUGUGACAGGAUUGCAUUUCAAUGUCAGUAAAAUUCCAACUAAAAUUUGUAAGUUUUAGUUUUUCACUUUAGCCACUGCUAUUGUCAAAAACUAGUUAGAUCUGAACAAAAAUUGACUCUUAGAGAGCAUUACAUGGACUAGAGAGCUGGUAUUUUCAGAAAGGCAAACUAUGAAUCAUUAGGGACUUUUGUUUUAGUAAUUAUAAAAAUCAUGGAAACGAGGAAACAAGUCAAAACUUAUUAAAAUGACCUGUUUUGACACCUGCUUUAGACCCUUGAUUGACCAAACAGGGAAACUGCAAAAUCUGCAGUAUUUUUCUGAAAUUAGUUUCUACCAUUUCCAUUGGAAGAAAGAUUUUAAUUAAAAAGUGUAAUGCUUCUUUGGCUUCAUUUUCCAUGUGGGAUCAGUUAAAUCUAAUAGUUUGGCUCACAAUUAACAAUCUGUAAAGCUUUCUACUUUCUACUUUUUUCUGUUCUAUUAUUCUAGAGUGAUUUGAAUCAAUUUGCUCAAAAAACCUAGAAGCUGAAAAACUUGACAAUUUAAACUAAAAAAAAAAUACUAAAAUUAGAAAAAGCACCAAAAGCUAAUGUAAACUACCGUUAUAGAUAGUUCUUAAUCUGUUCUACUAUUCUAAAGUGAUUUGAACCAAUUUGGUCUAAAAAUCAAAAAGUUAUUGAAGAAAAACUAGUGGUCUACGUCGAUGUCGGCUACCCACCGAUCCGGUUAUAAAGACUGACCGCUGAGUUUAAUAGUUUGAGUAAAUGUUGGUCUGUGUGUAGAUUUGAUUAAAAUCACAACCAUGCAUCAGAUAUGCACUGUUUUUCCUUUAAGACCUAUUUAUUUAUUUUAAAAAAAUAAGUUUGAGUUGUCGUCCAUUUGUUGCACUUUGUACAAAAAUAUUUAUACCGUGACCUGGGAAUUAUUUUUCUGAUGAUCAGAGUUUUUCCUUUUAAAAAUCGGACCAAAAUUGAGAAUUUUAAAGUUAUUUUACUAUGUCUGCUAAUCCGUGUCUAAUUGAUUUUACACCGUUCCAAUAUGGCGUCGCUCUUUACGUAUCUUGGACAAAAGUAAAAAGCAAAAGCAAAAAAAAAAAGAAAGUAAAAA